GUUCCAUCGUCGCUACUAACCCACAGCUUCCCGACAACACCACGAGCAAAAUCAGUCAAGAUGGGAAUUGAUCUCGACCGCCACCAUGUUCGAGACGGGCACCGCAAGGUCCCUAAGUCGACCAACCCCUACGUUAAGCUGUUGGUUCGUCUGUACAAGUUCCUUGCCCGUCGUACCGAUGCGCCCUUCAACAAGGUUGUCCUCCGCCGUCUCAUGAUGUCCAAGAUCAACCGCCCUCCCGUCUCUCUCUCCAAGAUCAUCGCUACCUCCGCCAACAAGGUCAACGCGAAGACCAACGAGGGAAAGACCGUCGUCAUUGUCGGCACCGUCACCGACGACAACCGCCUCCUCGAGCUCCCCAAGCUCUCCGUCGCUGCCCUGCGCUUCACCGCCUCGGCCCGUGCCCGCAUUGAGAAGGCUGGUGGUGAGGUCCUCACCAUCGACGAGGUUGCCACCCGUUUCCCCACUGGUGCCAACACUCUGCUCCUCCGUGGACCCAAGAACUCCCGUGAGGCCGUCAAGCACUUCGGCUUCGGUCCCCACUCCAACAAGAAGCCCUACAUCGAGUCCAAGGGCCGCAAGUUCGAGCGCGCUCGUGGUCGCAGAAGGUCCAGGGGUUUCAAGGUCUAAGCGAUUGCUUGAGCUUGAGGUGGAACGAUUUCUCUGGGUUGCUGGCGUGGUCACGGUCAUGGGAACUGAUUUACGAAGCGUGCAUCACGGCUGGCAUGAGCCCUUGGCUGGUUCACAAAAAGAUACUCAAUGUCCGUAUAUGCAAUGGACGCACACCAAUGAGCACUCGAGGCUCAUGGUAUUUUCUCAUGAAU
Macroventuria anomochaeta is the source of this 824-nucleotide messenger RNA. Its product is annotated as ribosomal protein L18e. The coding region runs from base 61 to 630 and encodes 189 amino acids. Gene Ontology annotation, molecular function: structural constituent of ribosome; RNA binding. The transcript is spliced from 3 exons. Lineage: Eukaryota; Fungi; Ascomycota; Dothideomycetes; Pleosporales; Didymellaceae. Gene Ontology annotation, biological process: translation. The record is from RefSeq and is a predicted model, not a curated record. Gene Ontology annotation, cellular component: ribosome; cytosolic large ribosomal subunit.